This is a messenger RNA of Heterobilharzia americana, 330 nucleotides long. NCBI's taxonomy places the organism in Eukaryota, Metazoa, Platyhelminthes, Trematoda, Strigeidida, Schistosomatidae. The record is from the annotation of a GenBank genome assembly.
AUGCUUCGUUAUCGGGAGGUACACGACCUGGUUCACACUUUGCUUGAUCAACCGACGGAUAUGCUGGGCGAAGUUGUCGUAAAGUGGGUUGAAGGCAUACAGACACUCCUUCCUAUGUGCUUGACUGCUGCUUACUUUGGUUCUCUACGCUUAGCACCCAAGCAGUCGAAAACUUACGUAACAAGCCAUCUGGAGUACGCUAUUCGUACUGGCAGGCAAGCACAUAUACUCAUGUGUGUUUACUUUGAAGAGCACUGGGAAGACAAAUUGGAUGAUUUCCGAUCCUCAUUGAAUAUUCGGCCACCUCCUCCUCGUCAGAAGGUGAUUUGA